Messenger RNA from Salvelinus fontinalis (brook trout), 1041 nucleotides. RefSeq lists its product as uncharacterized. Bases 106 to 1041 code for a protein of 311 amino acids. Gene Ontology annotation, cellular component: intraciliary transport particle A; cilium. Gene Ontology annotation, biological process: cilium assembly; intraciliary retrograde transport. The transcript has 8 exons. The record is from RefSeq and is a predicted model, not a curated record. Lineage: Eukaryota; Metazoa; Chordata; Actinopteri; Salmoniformes; Salmonidae.
AAAGAGAGGAGAAGUUAUUGGUGCAAACUUUCUCAUCUGAGUAGUCUACAGGUCCUAGCUGAAACAACGUCUCUGAUAUUCUCAGAGACCUAAAAGGACACGGAUAUGAAGCCUCUGAUGAUUCUCUACCUGCUAGCAGGCUUUACGGACGCAGUUAUCACAACCACUCCUGCAGCAGCUGUCACCACCACCGCCCCUGCAGCAGCUGUUACCACCACCGCUCCUGCAGCAGCUGUCACCACCACCGCCCCUACAGCAGCUGUCACCACCACCGCCCCUGCAGCAGCUGUCACCACCACCGCCCCUGCAGAGGCUGUCACCACCACCACUCCUGCAGCAGCUGUCACCACCACCGCUCCUGCAGCAGCUGUCACCACCACCGCUCCUGCAGCAGCUGUUACCACCACCACCCCUGCAGCAGCUGUCACCACCACUUCCCCUGCAGCAGCUGUCACCACCAAUGCUCCUGCAGCAGCUGUCACCACCACUGCCCCUGCAGCAGCUGUCACCACCACAGCCCCUGCAGCAGCUGUCCCCACCACCGCCCCUGCAGCAGCUGUUACCACCACCGCUCAUGCAGCAGCUGUCACCACCACUGCCCCUGCAGCAGCUGUCACAACCACUGCCCCUGCAGCAGUGGACAAGGCUUUUGCUAACAGCCCAGGCUUCCGUCGUUCCAUUGUCAACUCAUUCAGGAGUGGAUCUGUAGUUACCGACAUGAUCCUCGUGUACGACAAGCAGUCUUCGGUUCCCAGCUCAAGCAGCGUACAGGCACUUCUCACCAGCAGUUCCACCUCCCUGAAUAUUCUACCAGGAAGCUUCAGUGCUGGGAACUACCGUAAUGCCCAUGACGUGCUGUUCAGUAUGUACACUGAGCUGCAGACACAGAAGAUCAGAAUCCCUGCUGAGAUGAACACCAACCUCAUGAUCCUCCACUCAUACAUCCUGGUUAAGAUAUACGUGAAGAGAGGGGAGCAUCUGAUAGCAGCUCACAUGCUCAUCAGAUUCUCCAACAACGUCAGCAAAUUCCCCCCCACCUGA